UUUUCGGUCCAAUUUGGAAUCCAUGAUUUCGGAAGCUGGUUGCGCAACCCGAUGAACCGCCGCCCCGCUUCCCUCCGAUCCCUCGCCGUUGCCGCCACUGGUGACACCGUCACCUCGACCGUUAUGUCUUCUAGACCUUGUUUGAGAGGACGGCGUCCGCAGCACAGCAGAGGCUUCUCCGACAAACCAUUGAAUUCAACGAGCGGUGAAUUCGUGUCUGGGGAUUCUCAUUUCCAAGCAGUUCGAACUACCAACCGUGGUUUUCGACCCAGUUACAAUGCUGUCCCUCCGCCUCCUCGCUAUGGAACGGGUCAUAACUUUUAUGUAUCCGACACGCUGCCUCACCGGCAUGGCCCUCCUUACUCGCAGCAGUUUCCCGGACAACGGCCUUACAGGCACCCACAGCAGGCGGGACCCGCUUUUGGCAAUUCUCAGCAAUUUAGACCACAGCAAAUGCGGCCACAGUUUAGGCCUAGACCAUCGAAGCCUCCAGACUAUCGUCACUGGGAGUACGCUAAAACCGUGCCGCCUCCUAAUUGUGAACUGUUCACUGUUCUCUCGUAUAACAUACUAGCUGAUUACUUGGUCAACGAUCAUUGGCACAAACUGUACUUUCAUAUUCCUCGUAACAUCAUGGAAUGGAAUUGGCGCAAGAGAAGUUUAUGUUUUGAGCUGGGAUUGUGGUCAGCUGAUAUUUUGUGUUUCCAGGAGGUUGAUCGGUUCCAAGACUUAAAGGCAGAACUUAAUACCCAUGGAUACGAUGGCAUUUGGAAGAUGCGAACUGGUGAUCCUGUUGACGGCUGUGCUAUCUUUUGGCGUGCUUCAAGAUUCAAGUUGUUGCAUGAAGAAUCAAUAGAAUAUAAUAGGUUUGGUCUUCGAGAUAAUGUUGCCCAGAUUUGUGUUUUUGAGUCUCGGAGUGAAUUGAAGAAGAGUGAUGCGGCAUCUACUCUAUCAACAAGCACAGAAUGCUCUAACAGAGUUGUUGUCUGCAACAUCCAUGUGCUUUUCAAUCCUAAGAGAGGAGAUGUUAAGCUUGGGCAGAUUAGAUUGCUACUGGAGAGAGCACAUGCUAUAUCUAAACGCUGGGAUCAUGCUCCUGUAGUUAUUUGUGGGGAUUUUAACUGCACCCCAAAGAGUCCCAUGUACAACUUUAUCAAAGAACAAAAGCUAGAUUUGUCAGAGCUACCUCGAAAUAAGGUCUCUGGGCAAGAAACAGCCCAAUUACACCCAUCCUUUCCUCCUUAUCCAGAUUACAGGAAAGAAGCUUCAGUUAAUUCUAUGUCAACUUCUCAAGUAAAUGGUGACAAACCAGAGCAAGUAGGUUUUCCUGUGGAUGCACAGAAGAUAGCUGGUCUUUGUAGUUCUACAGAUUCUGUGGCAAACAAUUCCAAAUCUGUAAUUUCAGCAGUUGAUAAAACCUCUGAGUCUUCAAUUGGCAAAGAAUGUGAAGGUAGGAGUGCUAAUGAUUUGGCAAAUCAUUAUACAACAGAUAGUUUUGCAAGUGAAAACAUAUCAAAGCAUGGCCCUCCUGAAAGCUUGCAUGGAAGGUAUACUAGUGUUCAAAAUGAUGCCAAACCUUCCAUUGGAGUUUCAGGUGGAGAUUUGGAUUCUUCAUCUAUAGACACUAAGGCAACUGGAGUUGGAGAAUGUUAUGAAUCACAGUUACAAUCCCCAGAUAACAAGAUUGAAAUUUCAUCUUUGCCAGAUGAUCAUUCAAGUGAUUUUGCUAGAACAUCAGAGUUUACAGGGACCAAUAAUUCAGAUACACCAAAAGUUGAGGAAACUUAUGAAAAGCUGCCUCCUCAUUCUCUUGAUGUUGCUUUUUCAGAACACAAGGGAACCGCCUCAGCAGCAAUAGAUAGUCGUGAUAGGCCAUCCAUUGGAUUUUCUUUGUACGAUUCUGUAAGUGCUGAUUUUGCAUUGGAUGAGAAAUUUGAGCUACUGUCGCUUAGUAAACCAGAUGAUUGUUCUAGGGAUGAGCCGCAUGAAGAUUCUGAGACAUUUUUAUCUGAAUUACAUUAUGGCGAAAGCCUCUUUUCAGAUGAUUUAGGUUUCAGUUCUUCCAACCAAAAGUUGCACUCUAACAUUCAUCCAAAUCUCCAUGACCCCCUUUAUGUUGAAGAUGAGAUUAUAGUUAAUGCAACAGAUGUACACUCAUCUUGGACUCCAGCAGAAAUACAAACCGCAACAGGUAGUUCAGAUUGCAAGGUCAUGGAACACCCUUUAAAAUUGAGCAGUACAUAUGCAGAAGUUGAGAGUCCUUCAGGAUCAAGAGAUUCCAGUGGUGAACCUCUCAUGACUAGCUAUCACAGACGAUUUGCAGGGACAGUUGAUUACAUUUGGUAA
Andrographis paniculata is the source of this 2346-nucleotide messenger RNA. RefSeq names its product carbon catabolite repressor protein 4 homolog 6. Gene Ontology annotation, molecular function: 3'-5'-RNA exonuclease activity. The transcript has 13 exons. The record is from RefSeq and is a predicted model, not a curated record. NCBI's taxonomy places the organism in Eukaryota, Viridiplantae, Streptophyta, Magnoliopsida, Lamiales, Acanthaceae. Bases 52 to 2346 code for a protein of 764 amino acids.